CUGGGGAGGAGUCAACAUGGUGGGGAAGCUGCCCUGUGGGUGUGGGGGACGGCGGCCAGGGCUCUGGUCAGUUGUCUCCACUCUGCCGAGCAGGAAGGAGAAGUGGCCCGACCCCUUGGCAGUCCCUCCCCGCAGCCUUUCCCCACAUUACUUCCCUGGGGCUCCGGUCCCUCACUUGCUCAACUCCAGCUCGGCUCCGCCAGCGUGAGGCCUCCCGACGGGAUUGCACCGUCCUCCCUUCCCAGCAAGGGGGCUCCAGAGACUGCCCCAGCCAGGCAGUCUGGUGGCCUGGGGGAUUCGGUGGGUCUGCUCCUCAGCACUGGCCUGGGGCUCUGUGUGACAGCCCCCUUGGUAAUGUCCAGGGCUCCGGGAAGAGAUGUCCUUGUGGCUGGAGGCCCCUGUGCCUGAUGCUUCUCCUGACUCUGCAGUGGAGCUGUGGGAGCCAAAUGCACAAGAUGCCGGCAGCCAGGCGCUGGGAGGCAACACUGGCGUCCUCAGGGAGGAAGCCAGCACUCCCCAAUCUGCUGGGGGCUCUCUGGGGGCAGGGCUGGAGGCAGCAGAGCCCACAGUCCUGCUCCCUGGGGUGGAUACCCCUCCAGAGUCUACAGAGCUGCGUCCACAAAAGCGGAAAAAGGGGCCAGCCCCCAAAAUGCUGGGGAACGAGCUGUGCAGUGUGUGUGGGGACAAGGCCUCCGGUUUCCACUACAACGUGCUGAGCUGUGAGGGCUGCAAGGGCUUCUUCCGCCGCAGCGUUAUCAAAGGGGCGCGCUAUGUCUGCCACAGCGGGGGCCACUGCCCCAUGGACACCUACAUGCGCCGCAAGUGUCAGGAGUGUCGUCUUCGAAAAUGCCGCCAGGCCGGCAUGCGGGAGGAGUGUGUCUUGUCCGAAGAGCAGAUCCGCCUGAAGAAACUGAAGCGGCAAGAGGAGGAACAGGCUCAGGCCACGUCCAUGACCCCAAGGGUGUCCUCACCUCCCCAAGUCCUGCCCCAGCUCAGCCCCGAGCAGCAAGGCAUGAUUGAGAAGCUGGUGGCCGCCCAGCAACAGUGCAACCAACGCUCUUUCUCUGACCGGCUUCGAGUCACGCCUUGGCCCAUGGCACCCGAUCCCCAGAGCCGGGAGGCCCGGCAGCAGCGCUUUGCCCACUUCACCGAGCUAGCCAUCGUCUCCGUGCAGGAGAUCGUUGAUUUUGCCAAACAGCUGCCUGGCUUCCUGCAGCUCAGCCGGGAGGACCAGAUUGCCCUGCUGAAAACCUCUGCGAUCGAGGUGAUGCUUCUGGAGACAUCUCGGAGGUACAACCCCGGGAGUGAGAGUAUCACCUUCCUCAAGGAUUUCAGUUAUAACCGGGAAGACUUUGCCAAAGCAGGGCUGCAGGUGGAGUUCAUCAACCCCAUCUUCGAGUUCUCCAGAGCCAUGAAUGAGCUGCAACUCAAUGAUGCCGAGUUUGCUUUGCUCAUUGCCAUCAGCAUCUUCUCUGCAGACCGGCCCAACGUGCAGGACCAGCUCCAGGUAGAGAGGCUGCAACACACAUAUGUGGAGGCCCUGCAUGCCUAUGUCUCCAUCCACCACCCCCAUGACCGACUGAUGUUCCCACGGAUGCUAAUGAAACUGGUGAGCCUCCGGACACUGAGCAGUGUCCAUUCAGAGCAAGUGUUUGCACUGCGCCUGCAGGACAAAAAGCUGCCCCCGCUGCUCUCUGAGAUCUGGGAUGUGCACGAAUGACGGCUCUUCCACCCACCACCCCCCAUCCCCCAUAUCUUCUGUUUUCUGGGCUGGAAGGCUGAGGCGCCUGGCUGCUUCCUAGAGGUGAAGCAGACUGAGAAGGGCAAACAUUCCUGGGAGCCGGGCAAAGGAGAUCCUCAUGUGGCAUUAAAGGAGAGUCAAAGGGUUGGGAGUUUGUGGCUGCUGGGCAGUGGAGGGUCCUGCUAAAACUGUGCUCCAUUUGAAGACUGUACUGCCACAACCAAAUGGAUGGGCCUGGGGGCCACUUUGCACAAGGUUCUGCAGCGCCCUGCCCGUCCUGCCUCCACCACUUCCUGUUUUCCCCGCAGGGCCCCGAGAGAAAUUCUCCACUGUCACUCUGCGGCUUGGCCAUAAAUGCCUCGGGGCUGCCUCACUGAUAGGCCUGGCGCCGUUUGUACAGAAAGACCAAAAGGAAGAUAGAACGAGAGAAACCAUUUCUCUUGGGGGUGGGGGCACGGCCACGGAGGAGGAAACCGUCCUUUAGGAUCUGCCUCCAGACGCAGAAGAGGGAGAAAAGGCACAAGUGACAGACUUGGCAGUGAGAGGGUACCUCCUUUUACUAGUCCUAGGAGGGUAAAUGAAAUGCUGAGGCUUAGAUACCCCUUUCCUGUUUAAUGAUCCAGGUGGGAUCAGGUUGUCUUUCUGAAGGGGAGUGUGGGUGAAUUUUUAGAACCUAACACCCCAGCCGUGCACCUGUCUUCAUGCGCGCCCCCAUAAUGCCUCGGGUUUUCCGUUGGUACCUAAAAAAAAGGGGGCGGCACAACAGUCCGUGCUCUAGAGCCCCAGGCCCUGUGGGACGGGAAGACAAGUGCCCUGAGGCCAGGGGGAAGCUGCCCCGUUGUGGGUUGGGCCUGUCAGAAGGGCUGGACUCCAUUUCCCAGAGGACGCGCGGCACCGUUCACGCCCCCUUCGCUCUGCGCGCUCCAGUGUAGGUGAGACUGCGGCCGGGCCUUCCGGCCUCGGUCCCCCCCGCCGUUCCUGAAUUGGUAGGCUCCACCUCCGGGGCAGCCGGCUUUGCAGCCCAGGCUGCUGGGCACGUCCAAGCCGCUAGCGGGGGGAGGGAGGGUGAGGUGUGGGGGACGCUCAGAAAGUCUCAGGAGCAGUUUUAUCUUGAGAAGUCGCUUCCAGAUCAUUCCACAUCUCGUCGAAAUGGGCUCUAUUACCAUGUCAAAUUAAAAUUUCUUUGUGCAACCUAAA
Callorhinus ursinus (northern fur seal) is the source of this 2938-nucleotide messenger RNA. RefSeq names its product nuclear receptor subfamily 1 group H member 3 (gene NR1H3). Gene Ontology annotation, biological process: positive regulation of transcription by RNA polymerase II; lipid metabolic process; cell differentiation. The record is from RefSeq and is a predicted model, not a curated record. Gene Ontology annotation, cellular component: RNA polymerase II transcription regulator complex. NCBI's taxonomy places the organism in Eukaryota, Metazoa, Chordata, Mammalia, Carnivora, Otariidae. Gene Ontology annotation, molecular function: nuclear receptor activity; zinc ion binding; RNA polymerase II cis-regulatory region sequence-specific DNA binding.